Messenger RNA from Drosophila ficusphila, 2015 nucleotides. Its product is annotated as transmembrane protein 181. NCBI's taxonomy places the organism in Eukaryota, Metazoa, Arthropoda, Insecta, Diptera, Drosophilidae. Gene Ontology annotation, molecular function: toxic substance binding. The record is from RefSeq and is a predicted model, not a curated record. The coding region runs from base 258 to 1901 and encodes 547 amino acids. The transcript has 7 exons.
AACUCGACGGAUGGUCCGCCCACCACCCAGUCGCCCAGCCACCCCCACAAGCAAGCCAAAACAUAUGCGACUGUUGGCCAAAAUCGAUAUUUUCGACGAAAGGCGCACAAACGUUAAGCGGACAGCAAAAGGCCUGUUAAAAAUCAGGAAAAGGGAUACAAACAGAGAUUUUUACUGCGAAAAGGAGAUGAAGUAAAGGACGAACGGAAGGCGCAACCGGAGCAUCAGCCAGACACCCGAGAAUCCUGCCAGCGGCCAUGGCCAAGCCCCACUCGGAUGCGGACGCCUCUGGCCUGGGCUACGCCUACCAGCUGCCGUCCGGCGGCCUGCUGCUGCGCCUCAAGUCGUCCCUCUCGCAGUUCAGCGACCUGUUCAGCGACUUCAGCAGGUACAUCUCGCCCGCCUACCACCACGACCGCUGCGAGCGGUCCGUCCACAUGCGCCUCUACUCGAUGCACAAGCGCGAGUUCGUCAUGGUCUUCCUCGGCUUCUUUACCUGCUUCGGCCUGGGCAUCGUCAUCGGGCUGACGGGACCGCCCAUCACCAGCACCUCCACGCUGACCGCCCAGCAGAUCCUGGCCAACACCUCGCUGGCCAACAGCCCAGCAGUCCUGGCCACAGGACCCUUUGCCAUGAAGUCCCCUCUAACCACCACCUACUCGCAGCAAUUGUGGCUCAUCGCCAAGUUGGUGACGGAUAACAAUGAUGACGAACGCUACGACAAGAGUUUCCAAGUAAGCGUCUCCAUCGAUGGAAUCAAUGAGCAGCACAAACCGCAGAAUGUCCUCGGAUCCGGAGUUUCCCAUAACCGAACAAGGCACUUGGUUUGCGUUCGAAAUGACUGCGAGGAGUUCACGGUGAUGCAUCUGGGAUUCCUUGACUACGCCCACUAUAUUAUCACUGUGCGCUUUUACGGAUUGGAAUCCUUCCAUCAGAAGUACAAUAUACGGAGCAUUACAUUCUACUUCAAGACUUACAAUCCGGAAUUCACGCAGAUUGAGAUCUGGUUCAGAUGCAUCUUUCUGCUCUUUACUUUUAUUGUUAUAUGCUGGUAUGCCCACACCUUGCGAAAAUAUCCUAUCUAUGAUUGGUCCAUUGAGCAGCGAUGGCUGUCGGUUUUGCUGCCCCUACUUCUGCUUUAUGAUAAUCCAUUCUUCCCGAUGAUAUUCCUCAUGAACUCCUGGAUGCCGGGAAUGCUAGACGCCAUUCUCCAGGCCACUUUCCUUUGUGCACUGCUCAUGUUCUGGCUGUGUAUUUACCAUGGGCUAAGACAAAAUGAGCGCAGCUUCGUCCGCUUCUACCUGGUCAAGGUAAUCGUCGUUUUGCCUAUCUGGCUUUGUGCCAUUGUCCUUGCCACCUGGGAGAAGUGCAACGAGCUGAGGGACCCCACAUACAGUCACUUUGUGGACACGAAAAACUACAAUGGCUUCAAGAUGUUCUUCUAUAUUGCCUGCUGCAUGUAUGUGCUUUAUUUGGUGUUACUGCUGUUGCGAGCAUAUACCGAACUUAGGUCGAUGCCCUAUUUUGAUAUGCGCUUGAAGUUUCUCACGCUGCUCAUGCUGUUCGUCCUUUCCAUUUCGAUCACGGUGACCACCUGUCGCUUUGGCUUUGGAAUCCUGGAGGACAACUUUGUGGCCUCAUUAAACACCACCUAUCGCAGCUCGGCGCAGUUCAUGUGUUUCUACGGGCUGCUUAACUUUUACCUGUACACCAUGGCGUAUGUGUAUUCGCCGGAUGGACGCUUUGCCCAAGCGGAACUGGCCGUUACGAAGGAUAAUCCAGCCAUUUCCAUGAUCGACGAUUCCGACGAGGACGUCGUCUACGGCUCCGAUGAGGAAUCGCGUCGCCCUCUCACCGCUGUGGGCGGCGGAGCUGGAAAGAAUGACUACGACAGCGAUUGAUCGGACGUCUGGAUUCCAAAAUGUUCCAAAGCGCAAGCGAGGGUUAUAGUGCUAAAUAAGUGUACAAAAUAUUCUCUAACAUAAUGCAUAAAUUAAACGAAUUUCCGGAAUUAA